AUGCUGUUCAUAUGUGGGCGUGGAAAAGAUGAUCACCUCACAGGGGCUUCUACUGCUCCCAAGCUUGAUGAUCCCAACUUCAAAGCUUGGAAGGCCGAAAACAGCAUGGUGAUGGCAUGGCUGAUCAGUUCCAUGACCAUAGAAAUUGGAGAAAUUUUUCUUCUCUACACAACUGCAAAAGAAAUUUGGGAUGCUGCCCGAGAUAUGUACUUUAGCAACGACAACACUUUAGAAUUAUUCGCCAUCGAGAGUACUCUCCACGAUCUACGUCACGGGCAGUUGUCUGUCACUGCCUACUACAAUCUGCUGACUCGAUAUUGGCAGCAGUUGGAUCUCUACGAAGUUCAUACGUGGAAGUGUUCUGAAGACCGGGCUAAAGUUCAGAGAAUGGUAGAAACAAAAAGAGUAUUCAAGUUUCUUAUGGGUCUCAACAAGGAUCUAGAUGAAGUCAGGGGUAGAAUACUAGGAAUCAAACCACUGCCACCAAUCAGGGUAGUUUUCUCUGAGGUCCGAAGGGAAGAAAGCCGAAAGAAAGUUAUGAUGGGGAUAUCACCUUCAAACCCACAAGGUGACAGAUCAGCACUUGCUGCUCGGGGACCUUCUUAUCACAGCACAAACUCACGGCAAAGAGGAAAUCACUCAGCAUUUAAUGAAAACAGGCCCAAGAGUGGACGACCUUGGUGUGACCACUGCAGCAAGCCUGGCCAUACCCGAGAUACUUGUUGGAAGCUAGUCGAUUGGAAACCAAAAUAG
Solanum dulcamara is the source of this 753-nucleotide messenger RNA. RefSeq lists its product as uncharacterized. The transcript has a single exon. Bases 1 to 753 code for a protein of 250 amino acids. NCBI's taxonomy places the organism in Eukaryota, Viridiplantae, Streptophyta, Magnoliopsida, Solanales, Solanaceae. The record is from RefSeq and is a predicted model, not a curated record.